GCUCGAGUGAUGCGAAGCGAGGAUACCGCCAACCACGCUUUCCAUUUCUGAAUUCAAAUUCUCCACAGUCGAAAACCCUUCCUUCUUCUUCCUUUCCACACACUUCACUCAUUUCCCCCCACCUUUUCCCUUCUCCAACCGAAUUUUCUUCCCCAAUCGGAACAAAAACCCCACUUUUGAGAUCAUCCCAACGGCGGGUAACGGCAGCAUCAGUUAACAGUAUAAAAGAGCAACAGUGCCCUCUCAACAGUCACCAGCAGGAGAUCCAUGGCGGCGGCAUCAUGACCUCCAGUGUUUAUGAUCAGUGAGCUCUCUCGCAAGUCGUAACUGGUUGACCACGACGACCAUGGCGGAUCCCGUUUCUUCUCCUCCUCCUCCUUUACCUAACGGCCGGUCAUUGCUGGGUUUUUCUCUGACUUCUCCCGAUCUGGUUAUAUGCGCUGGUUCUCCUGAUUUGAUGAGCAACAAUACCAUUUUCCAAAAUUCCCCGGAAAUUCUUGAUAGGAACAAGUAUUACUCCACGGAGCUCUCUCUAGACAAUGGCAUCAGUGGGUCACCUGAAUCUCGCGCCAAGGAAGAAACUAGUAGAUCUGUUAAAUUCUCCCCUUUCUGUCAGACGUUCUACAACAAAGAAUUGUCUCCAGAUUCCUCCAUCGAGCUCUCCCUGCAAGGUGCCAUUCCUGCGCCUCUUCCUGGUGUGAUAGGCAUCAAUGUGGGGUGUACGACUGAUGAUGGCGCUGUGACUGUGGUAGAUGGUUUGAGUUUUGGCAAGGAUAGUUGUUUCCAUGGUGGCGAUACUGUUAGGACGAAUGCUGUGGAGGAUGAGAGGCUUUCUUUGUACCAAACAGCUCGGAUGGGUAACUUCUCGUAUUGUUUUGGAGGGUUGGAGGCAGGGGAUUAUGAUGUUGCUCUUCACUUUGCAGAGAUUGUAUUCACCAAUGGGCCUCCUGGUUUGAGGGUGUUUGAUGUUUUUCUACAGGACAAGAAGGUUGUUUCCCAUCUGGACAUCUAUGCUCAAGUUGGGGCGAAUAAUCCGUUGGUCAUAUCUGACCUUAAAGCUUGUGUUGGUAGGGGGCAAGACUUACGUGUUAGAUUUGAAGGUUUGAUCGGAAGUCCAAUUUUAAGUGCAAUUUCAAUCACCAAGGAUGAUUCUGCUUGUGCUGGAGAAGAAGCUCUCCUAGCCAAACGUAUGAGGUCUCAAGUACCAGAAUGUGAGUCGCCAAAAGUAAGAAAUCUUUAUCCUCAGAUGGAAGAGGAUUAUCAGACACUACUGAGUGCUUAUGAAAGUCAGAAGAGCAAACUAACAGAGACGAGAAAGGCACUGGAGGAGGUUAAUAGGGAAAAUAUGCUCAAAACUAAGGAGUGCCAAGAAGCAUGGAAAACUUUAGAGGACCUUCAGAAUGAGUUGAUGAGGAAGUCUAUGCAUGUUGGGUCCUUAGCAUUUGCUGUGGAGGGGCAAGUCAAAGAGAAGAGUAAGUGGUUCUCAGCACUCAAAGACUUGACAAGAAAAUUACAGAUUAUGAAAGGGGAUCAAAUCAAGCUAUCAGAAGAAGCAAGGUCAUAUAAAGCAUGCAUGGUUGACAUGAAUGGAAUGAUGUCCAUCAUUCAGUCCACAAUGAAACACCAAGUACAUGUGCAUGGAGAUCUUAUGAAGAAAUUCGUGGAAGGAGCAAAGGAACGGAAGGAACUCUACAAUAAGGUGUUAGAAUUAAAAGGAAAUAUAAGGGUCUUCUGCAGAUGUAGGCCUUUGAAUAGUGAAGAGGUGGCUGCAGGAGCUUCAAUGGCUAUUGACUUUGAAUCAGCUAGAGAAGGAGAGCUUACUGUUUUCUCAAACGGGAUUCCUAGAAGGACCUUCAAGUUUGACUCUGUUUUCAGCCCCCAAGCAAACCAAGCUGACGUCUUUGAAGACACUGCUGCAUUUGCAACCUCAGUGUUGGAUGGUUACAACGUCUGCAUAUUUGCUUAUGGGCAGACUGGAACUGGGAAAACUUUUACUAUGGAAGGCACAAAAGAGGCUCGUGGAGUGAAUUAUAGGACUUUAGAGGAAUUGUUUCACAUAAUUAAGGAGCGAGAGAAGCUUUUCAGGUACGAAGUGUCAGUUAGCGUCCUAGAAGUAUACAAUGAACAAAUACGAGACUUGCUGGUCUCAAGCUCACAGCCAACAGCAACCUCAAAAAGGCUAGAAAUAAGGCAAGCAGUUGAAGGACAGCAUUGUGUUCAAGGUCUAGUUGAAGCCCGUGUCAACAAUGUACAUGAAGCAUGGGAUGUUCUACAGACCGGCAGCACUGCAAGGACUGUUGGUUCAACAAAUGCCAAUGAUCACAGCAGCAGGUCUCAUUGCCUACACUGUGUGAUGGUGAAGGGGGAGAACUUAUUGAACAAUGAAUGCACAAGGAGCAGGUUGUGGUUGGUUGACCUGGCUGGAAGCGAACGAGUGGCGAAGACAGAAGUGCAAGGAGAGAGACUGAAAGAAACACAGAGUAUCAAUAGAUCAUUGGCUGCAUUAGGGGAUGUCAUAUUUUCUCUUGCAAAUAAAAGCGCCCACACACCCUUCAGGAACUCAAAGCUCACACACUUGCUUCAAGAUUCCUUAGGGGGAGAUUCAAAGACUCUAAUGUUUGUACAGAUAAGUCCAAACGAAAGUGACCUGAGUGAAACGUUAUGCUCCUUAAACUUUGCAAGCAGGGUUAGGGGAGUAGAGUUGGGCCCUGCAAAGAGACAACUGGACACUUCUGAACUUGUCAAAUAUAAGCAGAUGGCUGAGAAAACAAAGCAAGACCUGAAGAGCAAAGAUGUGCAGAUAAGAAAGUUGGACGAAACGGUCCAAGGAUUGGAGCUGAAGGUCAAAGAAAAGGACGUCAAAAACAGGCAUUUGCAAGAAAAGAUAAAAGAGCUUGAGUCCCAACUGCUCGUUGAAAGGAAGCUCGCCCGUCAGCAUGUAGACACCAAGAUAGCCGAGCAGCAUCAGCACCAACAACUAAAACAACCCGAUGAAUUACUCAGCAGUACUGCACCACCAGCCCCAAGGCCACCAUUGGCGACCCGGCUAUUUUCAGACAACACUAGUAACAAGACCUCAAACGAGUCUGCAAACAAUGCCCUCUCCAGCAAGGAAAUGACAUAUGGAGGGAUCAUGGAGUUCGUCGACCCUACAGAGAAGGAGAACAACCCUGAGAUGGCUGAGAAUCUAGGAGGAGGGAUGAUGGUGAUACCUAAACGAACAGGCAGGUUCUCAGUUUGCCCAAUGGGACGGCCAAUGAUUCCUCUAACUCCAGCUCCACCUAGAAGAAACUCGCUGAUUCCACCCCCGAGUCUACCUUUGUUACCAGCUCAUCAAGUCAAUGUAGAUGCUGAACAGAGCCACUGUGAUACUAGUCCUCCCAAAGAGUUGAAAACCGUGACCAAGAAGCAGAAGAUGAGCAGCGUGAUGAGAAGAAGCCUUGGCAAGAAAGUUUCGGCCAGGUCUCCAAUGCGGCAGCAGAUAGCGAGGAAAGGAGGGAUCAAUGUUGGCAAUGAGAAGGUUAGAUUGUCGAUUGGGAGUCGAGGCAAGAUGAUGGCACAGAGGAUGGUUGUGAAUGGCAGUGGGAGAAGAGUUGUUGGAGGAAUGAAGGAUAACAAGGAGAAGGAAAGAGGGUGGAAUGCUGCGAAAACUGGAAGGGCUGCAAUCUAAAGAAUUGUUGAUAUAUGUUAGCAAGGACAGCUGAUUAUUCGGGCGAGGCUACGCGUUUGCUAAGAGAGCUUCUCUCACAGCACGUACUUGCAGAAAUGCGCGCUAUCUGUAGCCUCGACCCCCUGACUAUUCAUCAUGAAGUGGAAGGUUUGUUUUGAUUUUUCCUCCAUUACCAUGGAUUAGUAUUGUAUUAAGGCUUUGGGAUGAACACUGCUUUCUUAGAAGAACUCUAUUGACAGUAGGGGGUGUUUAACUGUUUAUUUGGACGUGUGAUUGCUCAGAGUCCUUGCAUAUCAUAUGGUAGAAGGACCAGAGUGGGGUGCUAUUGAUGUUUUCAGGCCAAUGAUCAAUUGGGCAGGAUUCUUCUGUAUCUAUUUUUAUCUUGAUGGAUGCAGUAACAUUUCUAGUGUACAUUAAUGACAGUGUGUUUGAUGUACUUAUUUGACUAUUUGGGUCUUUGUAAAGGCCAAGCUAUCUUCUUUUGGC
Linum tenue is the source of this 4156-nucleotide messenger RNA. The record is from the annotation of a GenBank genome assembly. Lineage: Eukaryota; Viridiplantae; Streptophyta; Magnoliopsida; Malpighiales; Linaceae.